AUGCAGCAUUUAACUCGUCCUUAAUAAUAGUUAUAGGAGAUCGUUCAAUAAAAUAAAUUAAAAAUGUAUUAAUCAUUGUAAUUCAUAGUUGUGCAAGUAAAAGUAACAACAAAUUAAGUCAAUCAUUCAAUCCAAGUGGGUUGCUUAGUUAGAGUCCAACUCAUAAAACUAAUUAAAGUUCUGGGUUUUAAGGGAUUGAUUUGAGACAUUUAUAAAAAUUUUAGGGAUAGCUCUUAUAAGGGAAAUAAUAUAAGAAUGAAUUAUUAAAACUAAUGACUAGUCAUAAACAAUUAUCUACAUAGAAAUCUAGUUAGCAGAAUAACAUAUCAGAUACAUCUAAUAAUCUAAAGACAAUUGCUACUACUGACACUAGAAGAACCAAUUCUAAUUAACUUCAGAAAUCAUUUAUAUAGACUAUAAAAAACUAGAGUUUUGUAAGUGUAGCAAAUUAAAUUGUUGUAGUGGUUCAUUAUUUGAAUUAGUAAUAUAAGUUUACAAUAGAUCCUUAAAAAAGUACAGGUUAAUUGAUGGAGUAUUUGAAAUUAGAAAUGAAAAAGCAUUCAGUAUAAUCAUAUUCAUCCACUGGAUCUUAACCUGAAGAUAUAAAAAUAUAAUGUGGUACAGGUAAUACAAGUCUUGAUAUGGAGAUUGUAUCAUUCCAUACUUUAGAUAAGAAUUUACCAAUGGAUUUUUAUAUAUAGUAGUUAAACAAACCUUUGGAUAUAUUUAGUGGAUAAACAUUAAAUUUACAACCAUUUUAUGGAACUAAUUAAGGAUCUUAAAUAACAUUAAAGGAUUUCAUUUUUAUUAAAUGUAUAGGAAUUGGAGGGUUUUCGAGAGUAUAUCUAGUGAAAAAGAAAUCAGAUGGUAGAUUUUAUGCGAUGAAAUUGAUAGAUAAGGAAUUUAUUAUCUAACGUAAAAAAUAAGGUAGAUGAUAAACUAAUCAUAUAGGAAUUGUUUAAAAUGAGAGAGACAUUAUGACUGUAUUGGAUCAUCCCUUUAUAAAUAAAUUAGAAUGUGCCUUUGAGUCUAAAAACUUCAUUGUUUUUGUUUUAGAGUUUUGCAGUGGUGGAGAAUUGUUUUGGUAAUUGAAAUAAGUGAAGAGGAUGACUGAAGAUUAAGCUAGAUUUUAUUUUGCAGAAAUAUGUUUGGCAAUAUAUUAUUUACAUUCAAUAUCUGUUGUCUAUAGAGAUAUAAAACCAGAGAAUAUAUUGAUAGAUAUGGAUGGUCAUAUAAGAAUUGCAGAUUUUGGAUUAUCAAAACCAAAUAUGACUGAGGAUGAUUAUGCAUAUAGUUUUUGUGGUUCUCCUGAAUACAUGGCACCUGAAAUGUUAUUGAAAGUAGGUCAUAAUAUAUAAGUGGAUCAUUAUUGUUUAGGUGCACUUCUAUAUGAAUUAGUAACAGGAUUACCUCCUUAUUAUUCUAGGGAUACUGAAGAAAUUUAUUAAUCAAUUUUGAGUGAAGAAUUAACAUUUCCAUAGAAAUUUAAUUUAACUGAUGAUAUUAAAGAUCUACUUAGAGGUCUCUUAUGUAAGAAACCUUCAGGUAGAUUGGGUGCAAAUAAUGGUUUAUAAGAAUUGAUGUUACAUCCUUGGUUUAAAGGAUGUGAUUGGAUUCAAAUUCUAUAAAAGAAAAUUAAUCCUCCAUUUAAACCAAAUUAAUUAUAAUUUCAUUAUGAUUAAAAUGAAUUACUAAAAGGAGAAUUGGAAACAAGGGAAAAGCUUCUUGGAAGAUCUGGUUUAUAAAAAGAAAUUAAAAUUUUUAAGUCAUUUUAUUUUGAUGCAACAUAAUAAAAAUAAAUGAAAAUUGAAUAAAGUAAAGUUCUAAAAUAACAUUUUAUGAUGAUUACAUAAAUGUAAAUGUAAUUGAAUUAAAAAUAUAAUCUUAAAAAGAAUAGUCCUGAAUCUAAUUUUUUAUCAAAACCUUAAUCAAUAGGAUCUAAUUUAUUAAAUCAGAAAUAAAAGAAUAAUAAUACAGAACAAGUUAAUUCUUUAUAAAAACGAAUUAAAUCUCAGUAAAUUCAUUUAUUUAGAUAUAUAGGUAGUCCUCUUUUGUUUAACCUUUUUAAAUUAAUACAACUGUCAUUCCUCAAUAAUCCAAAUUAAUUGGUUUGAAAAGAAUAACUUCUUAAAAUAAUUUUUUCAUGGAUAGAUAAAACACAUCACCUACAAAUGUAGGAUAUAAUUCAAAAGAUAAUAUUGAUUACAAAGCUUGGUUAUAGAAUGGAUUAUCUGGGACUAAUUUACAUAAAAGAGUAGGUUCAUUGAAAUAGAGAAAAAAAUGA
Molecule: messenger RNA, 2284 nt
Organism: Paramecium pentaurelia
Lineage: Eukaryota; Ciliophora; Oligohymenophorea; Peniculida; Parameciidae
Source: the annotation of a GenBank genome assembly